Gongylonema pulchrum is the source of this 596-nucleotide messenger RNA. Lineage: Eukaryota; Metazoa; Nematoda; Chromadorea; Rhabditida; Gongylonematidae. The record is from the annotation of a GenBank genome assembly.
AUGGAUCGGGUUAAUAUAAUGAUUAUGGUUACCGUAGUGAUAAAUGCAGUCGCACAUAAUUUGAAUCGGCAUCAUUUCGAAAUUCAUAUUUCACAGGAUUGGAGCUUAGACGAUGUUCUUCUCUGGUUGCAACAUUGCAAACUGGACGACGUAGCUUCAGUGAUGAUCGGUUACGAUAUUACCGGGGCUGACGUGGAACAGUGGAACCUGGAAACGCUCGAGCAGCUUGGUGUGACAGAUGCGAAAACACGGGCGCAAGUACUACAUGAGUUGCGGUCAUUAAAGGAGCAUCAAGCAAAUCCAUCAGAUGAAACUGGUGACCGCAGUGGUACCAAGAUUGCCAAGAAAGGUAAGCCGCGAGUGCCUUUAUUCAGACUAGUACGUUCUACCAGUUAUGACAAAGUGGUUGCGGUGGAGACACCGCUAACUACCCGAGAUAUCACGGUGGCUGAAGGUCGAUUCGGCUGCUUGCAAGUUACAAAGGUCAAUGGCGCUAAUAUACCAUUGAAGGAGCAGGACUGGUACGUUUCAGCAACACGUUUCCUCUUCUCAUGCUGCUUUUUUCAUCAGAAGCACUACACUGAAAGUGAGUGAUG